Molecule: messenger RNA, 1504 nt
Organism: Cimex lectularius (bed bug)
Lineage: Eukaryota; Metazoa; Arthropoda; Insecta; Hemiptera; Cimicidae
Gene: Oat
Product: ornithine aminotransferase, mitochondrial
Exons: 7
Coding region: 123-1433 (436 amino acids)
Cellular component (GO): cytoplasm
Molecular function (GO): L-ornithine transaminase activity; identical protein binding; pyridoxal phosphate binding
Source: RefSeq, a predicted model, not a curated record
CAAUAAUCUACAAAAUAACAAUCAUAUUCUAGUAGUUUCGUGGUGAGAGUUGAAACAUUAUCUUAGAAGGCAAGGUUGAAAGAAGACAAAGUUUUUACAGAGGCAGGUAACAAGGGUAUAAAAUGGCAGCAUUUAAGAAGUCCUAUGUUUUAUUAAGAACUUUACAAAAAAAUGGGACACCAAAUUUGAAAACCUCGUUUGUAAGUCGACGCACUCAAUCAUGUGACAGGUACAUGGCAUUAGAAAAGAAACAUUGCGCUAAUAUUUAUGAUUCUAUGAAGGUUGUCAUAUGCCGUGGACAAGGGACGAAAGUUUGGGACGUCGACGGAAAUGAAUACCUAGAUUUCCUGGCUGGUUAUGCUGCGGUAAAUACAGGGCAUUGCCAUCCUAAAAUCCUACAAUGCCUAAGAGAACAAGCUGGCACUUUAACGCAUACUUCAAGGGCCGUAUACAAUUCAGAGUUACCGCAGUUUGCCGAGUAUAUCACCCGUUAUUUUAACUAUGACAAAGUCAUACCUAUGAACACAGGAGUUGAGGGAGGAGAUACAGCAAUAAAGAUUGCAAGGAGAUGGGGCUAUUUGACAAAAGGUAUCCCUGAAAAUCAGGCAAUUGUUGUGAUGGUUACGUCAAACUUUUGGGGAAGAUCAUUAGCUGCACUUUCCUCGUCGACGAACCCAGCCGUUUAUGAGCAUUUUGGCCCUUUUAUGCCAGGCUUUGGACUCGUCCCUUUUAACAAUAUCGAAGCUUUGGAGGAGGCCUUUUGUAACCCGAAUGUAUGUGCAUUCAUGGUUGAACCGAUACUCGGAGAGGGUGGCGUGGUUGUCCCGUGUGACAGGUACUUGGCACAAGUUAGAAGCCUCUGCACAGAAAAAAAUGUCCUCUGGAUUGCAGAUGAAGUGCAAACCGGGCUGGGAAGAACUGGCCAGUUGUUGGCUGUUGACCAUGACUGUGUAAGGCCAGACAUCCUCAUUUUAGGAAAGGGCCUUGCCGGCGGCUUUCUACCUAUGUCUGCAGUGCUUGCCAAUGAUGAUGUGAUGUGUCAUAUGACACCCGGCGUCCACGGUUCUACCUUCGGUGGGAACCCACUCGCCUCAAAAGUUGCCGUCAAGACGCUGGAGGUAAUACAAGAGGAAUGCCUGGCCGAAAAUGCAAAAAAGAUGGGCGAAAGAUUCAGAGAGGACCUAGUUUGUAAAGUGCCCAAAGAUGUCGUGACCCAGAUUAGAGGAAGAGGGCUGAUGAAUGCCAUUUCAGUCAAUACAGAAUGUGGGAAAGCUUCUGAGUUUACGGCGCGAAUGAGAGCUCUCGGUCUCAUGGCCAAAGCCAACGAUGAUGUUACAAUUCGUCUUACCCCUCCAUUGACUAUAACUGAAGAGGAAAUCUGUAAAGCUGUUGAUAUUAUUGCAGAAGUGGUCCACAGCAUGAAAAAAAACUGAGCCAAAAACCAUUAUAAAAACAAGAUAAUUUUAUACCUUUUAAUGAUUUCUAUUGAUAUAUAAUAAUUUAU